This is a messenger RNA of Didymodactylos carnosus, 1368 nucleotides long. The record is from the annotation of a GenBank genome assembly. NCBI's taxonomy places the organism in Eukaryota, Metazoa, Rotifera, Eurotatoria, Philodinida, Philodinidae.
AUGAGUUUAGCUCUCAUCGGUUUAAUCAUUGCAUGUUUAACAGCAAGAGAAAAACCACUGAAAACUCUUCGUCUACAUGCACCAAAGAGUCAUUUUCUAACAAGUCUAUUUGAACAAUUAAAAUCACAAUUUAAAUACCAUUCAAAAACGACGGUGACAACAGAAAAUUAUCCUAACUUUGAUUUCACAAUUCAGCCUCGUUUAGAAUGUUUACAAUUAUGUUCACUUGAUCGUUCAUGUCGAAAAAUAUUUGUUAAAAACUAUUUCUUUCUAUGUUCUUUUGUGAAAAUUUUUCGAUUUGAACAUUGUUGGGAUUCUGAUAAUGAACUGGAAACAUUUGAACUCAUUCAACAUGAAAAAUUAAAACAUUUAGAAUUGACCGGGAUAAAAUUAGACAAUGGGCCAUUAUAUUAUUUAAAUGGAGCAUUGAAACUCGAACCACAAUCGACAUUAUCAGCUGCGAAACCAAUGGAUUGUUUAGCGUUUGAAUUUACGUAUGAUUCGAUUUCAGGUACCGGUGACGUUAUCGAUCAACAACUAUUUGAUUCAAUCAGAUACCAUAGAGGGAUAAGAUCGAUUCGUCUGCAUAUGCCAUGGAAUAUCACAUACACAUCAUCAAUUAAAUAUCGAUCACGGUCAUUAACAGCGCUACGAAGAAUACCAGCAGGUUGGAUUUCUCAUCGAAGUUUAUCACAAUCAACACUCCAAAUAACACACGAUUUUUCUUUAACUGUUUAUCAAUUAUUUGAUAUUCUUAAAUAUAAUCAACCAUAUUUAGAAGAGUUUGAUUUAUUUUGGUUCGAUACACCUACUCGAUAUCGUCGAAUAACAACUACAAAAAGUACAACCUAUUUUAAUGAAUUAAUUAUCAAAAUAUUAACCAAUUGUAAAAAGUUAAAUAAACUCAAAUUACAAAUAACUCUGUCUUCCAUUGCAUUUCACCAUUUAUGUUUAAAUAUUUUAACUCAAAAUUUAUUACAAAAAUUAAAUUUAUUCUCUGUAGAUUUAUCAUUUUUGACUAAGAAUCAUCAUUCAUCUAAUCAAUUUCAAACUACGUUAAAAUUAUGUACGAAUUUACAAUAUCUUAUUUUGACAUCGUGUACGAUGGGAAAUUUGGGUUUAAAUGCAAUACAAAAUGCAAUUGUUGAUGGACGUUUUUCACCUAUAUAUCUAGAUAUCAGAGAGAAUCAAUUGACAUUUCAAACACUCAUUGAAUUUGGGCACAAACUAAAAAUAUUCUCUCUCAAUCAACAAAAUACAAUUAGAAUUUUACUGUUUUUAGAGACAAAUUUUACCAGACAUCAACAAGAUAUUUUAACAACCCUAUUUAGUACAUGUAUACAAUAUUCUUCAUCAAAUUCUUCUUGA